Carassius carassius (crucian carp) is the source of this 1237-nucleotide messenger RNA. RefSeq names its product CMRF35-like molecule 5. Lineage: Eukaryota; Metazoa; Chordata; Actinopteri; Cypriniformes; Cyprinidae. The transcript has 8 exons. The record is from RefSeq and is a predicted model, not a curated record. The coding region runs from base 53 to 1237 and encodes 394 amino acids.
GCUUGAGCUCUUCAUUGAGAGCCCAGCAGCUGCACACAGAUGAAGCAGAACGAUGCAGAUCUGUGAUGAUAAACUCCUCAUAUUUCAGCUGCUGCUCCUCGUGUCAGUUAUGGCAUGUGAGACGAGUGAGAUAUUGACUUUCACUGCACAUGAAGGAGGAAAAGUUGAGAUACAGUGUCCAUAUGAGGCUAAAUAUGAAGAAUAUAAGAAGUAUCUCUGCAGAGGAGAAUGUCCAAUAGUGAUUAAAGACAAGCUUAUUGAAUCUGAAUCAGCAGCAAAAGACAAGAGAUUCUCUCUGAGUGACAAUAAAACAACCCACAUCUUCACCGUCGCCAUCACUGAUCUGAGAACAGAGGAUCGAGGUCAAUACUGGUGUGGAGUAAAGACUGGAUUUGGAUCUUAUGAUUAUAAGAGAGAGAUUUACCUGGAAAUUAAACAUGAGACAACAACAGCUUCAUUUCACACCAGCUCACCAGUGGCAGAAGACACUGAGUCUGACCGAACCGUCACAUCUUCAUCAUCAUCUUCAUCAUCAUCAUCAUCAGUGUUAAUGCUUUUCUCAUCGACUGCUAAUGGGAUGUCACCAAAACCACAGCCAGGUUUUGCACCAAUCAUCAUGGUGGUGGUCCUAGGGAUACUGACAGGGUUAGGAUUCUCAAUGUUCAUUUAUUUAAGACGGAGGCAAAAGGAAGAAGGAACGCAGCCCAAAGAUGUCGUUCAUGGCCCGACUAACAAUCUGCCCAGUGGAGAUACGGGAGAAACUAGCGAAGCCACACAUACAGUCUAUGAUUAUGGAGACAUCAUUAGCACUAUAGAUCAUCCUGACUAUAGUCUGGUCCUUCCAGCAUUUGCUAAAAGUGACGCCUCUGUUUAUGCUUUAGCACAAUUACCCAGCAUCCCCUCUGAUAUUCUCUACUCCAGCAUCAAAUUUACAGCAGCACAUCCUUCAGACAGGGCUUCUGACGGCCAGGAGACAUGCAACUACGCAUCUAUUGCAACUGUUCCCGAGAUCCUGAACGGUGACGAGCGCGUUGGAGCUGUUGUGCUGCACGCGGGAACGAACGACAUCAGGCUGCGGCAGAUAGAGGUUCUGAAGAAGGACUACAGGAGCCUGAUUGAGACAACGAUCAUCGUGUAUGGACCGCUUCCCACGUACCGACUAGGACAAGAAAGACUAUGUCAGCUCCAGUUUGUAUCCAGCCUAUCAUGGAAACUUCAGAUGCCCCAACACCUGUGA